Messenger RNA from Anopheles stephensi (Asian malaria mosquito), 854 nucleotides. RefSeq names its product mitotic spindle assembly checkpoint protein MAD2B (gene PolZ2). NCBI's taxonomy places the organism in Eukaryota, Metazoa, Arthropoda, Insecta, Diptera, Culicidae. The transcript has 2 exons. The record is from RefSeq and is a predicted model, not a curated record. Gene Ontology annotation, cellular component: zeta DNA polymerase complex. Bases 133 to 753 code for a protein of 206 amino acids.
AUCUGGAUAACGAACCUAUGCAGCAUAAAAACAGCAUAACACGCCGGUGUAGACGCACGCCAUCUACAGGCGCAAACGUCAUCGGUCGGAGCGUCGGCAUCGUAAACAACAACAAACGUAUAGUGCGCCAAAAUGUCGUCCGCCGCAGAUAAGCGAGAAAUCGACGUCAUCAUAGAGAUGAUGGAAAUCUACAUCAACUCGAUCCUGUACAAGCGCAAGCUGUAUCCGGAGGCAAUCUUUCGCAUCCGCAAGGCGUACAACAUUCCCGUGUACAUAUCCAUCUACAGCGCGCUGAACAAUUACAUUGCCCAAACGCUGAAAGCUGCCCGUGAGCUCAUAAAGACCCGCAAGAUGCGUCGUUUGGAGGUGAUCAUUUUUAAAGAGCAAGAAACUCCCCUCGAAAGUUACGUGUUUGAUCUGAACUACAACGGCGUAGCAUCGGCGCUAGAGAACGAUGAAAACCUGAGCGCGUUCGAGGAGGAGCUACGCAAGUCGUUGCUUUCGCUCGAUGCACGGAUGAAGGAUUUGAAAAAGCUGGGUGAAAGUGCAGAUAUAAAGUUCAAAAUAAUGCUACACACGACGAAACUGGCGUACGUGAAGAUUGGGAACGAUGCCCGCCUGCAGAGCUUUCCGUUUGUGGAGGAAAAGCCAGUGCAUGGUGCGGAUGAAAUGUCCAAAAUUGAGCUGCUUCCCGUACUGCAGACAUCGUGCGUUGGCGUGAAUGUAUUCGUCGAGGAGUACAGUGCAGCGUGAGUGGGGGGCGUUGUUGCGUUUGAAUAAACGUUUUAUUGUACAUUGUUUGCGUGUGUUGACGAAGAUGAAGAUUCAAUAAAUUGAACGCCUUUUUUGUUGAA